AUGGGUUCCGAGUUUUUAGGCAAAAGAGCCGACGGUUUCUAUAAGGUUAAGAAGAUGGGCUCCGAGUUCUUGGGCCGCAGGAGGAGGAAUGUGGAAAUUUCAUCUGAUAUUUAUGGCUCUCAAAAACCCAAACGAAUGUCUGAGUACUUGUGGUCGGGUGUGCCCGACAAACGUCUGUCCGAAUUCCUGGGCGGACCGGGAAAGAGGCGCAUAGGAGGCGCCGUCACUCCCAGCUAUUAUUUGGCUAAGAAGUUGUCGGAGUAUCUCAACUCGUCGUUCAAAAGGCCGGUGCGCUUCUCCAACGCUUUCCUAGACUUUUACAAUCCGAGGGGCAGUGAGUUUCUCGGCGGACCCGGCAAAAAAUAGUCGGUUCCCAUCGAGUAUGGACUUCAUAUAUACAUUUAUAUGACAGACAACUGCAAUAUAUAUGACUAAACUAUAUAUAUAUGUAUGUACCCGACAAAUCUCAUUUGAUUAUUCAUAUCGAUUUUAGUGUAGACUAACAUUUGUUUUGUUUUGAGAGAAAUAAAUAUCAGUAUUUAUCACAAACAACAAAAAAAAGUUUCAUUUUAUAUAAAACAGAAUAAAAGUUUUUAAAAAAGCAAUGAUUAUUAUUUAAUUAUAUAAUACAUGAG
This is a messenger RNA of Oppiella nova, 635 nucleotides long. Lineage: Eukaryota; Metazoa; Arthropoda; Arachnida; Sarcoptiformes; Oppiidae. The record is from the annotation of a GenBank genome assembly.